Molecule: messenger RNA, 3577 nt
Organism: Anneissia japonica
Lineage: Eukaryota; Metazoa; Echinodermata; Crinoidea; Comatulida; Comatulidae
Exons: 9
Coding region: 37-1734 (565 amino acids)
Biological process (GO): regulation of apoptotic process
Molecular function (GO): protein binding
Source: RefSeq, a predicted model, not a curated record
GGGAUUGAGCGAUUAAAAUCAAAUGUUGGUAGUUACAUGAAGGCAAUGGCAAAAACUGUCCCCAUCACUUGGGUGGACUUUCAAACUAAGGUACAAGAAGCUGGGAAGACAACAAUGCGCAUGUCCUUGAAUAAGGUCACUGAGAUUGCUCUGGAAUGUGGUAUUAAUAAAGAAAACCUAAUUUACGUCCUCAAUUACCUGAAUGAUCUUGGAGUCAUUCUGUACUCGCCCACUAACAAGAAGUUGGAGAACACAGUGAUUACUAAUAUCCAUAUGCUGAUUGGUGUCUUCAUGAAAAUCAUCACAGACGUAGAACCUAAUGAUGCUAAAAAGGUUCCAGUGAUGGCGAAGUUUUGGCGUAAAUUGGAUGAAGGAGGGAUUCUUCAAGAACCGUUAGUGCGUUAUUUGUGGGAAAAUGAACUUACUGCCACUGAAGAUGAGGAUGACGUCAUCUUUGAAGACUUCAUCGAACUUAUGAAGGCAUUUGGACUUAUCUUUGAAAAGAAUGCAUCAGAAGAGGACGGUCGACUAUUUGUCGUUCCUUCUCGGAUGAAGACCGAGCCUGAUAAUAGAUUGGAGAUUAAGAAAGACGAGGAGCAAACAGUAUCCAUCUAUGUGACGCCUAAAGACUUUCUCCCCGACGCCAUCUACGAUGUCUUGGUCGUUAGAUUUGUGAACCUGAGUCAGGAGAGAGGUUGUUUUGAUGAUCCUGAGUUAUUUCAGAAUAAAUCUGAAAUAGUAUUUGAUGAUGAGCAUUACGUAAGGCUAGGACGAAUAUUCAUUGGUAGCAAACAGUGUCUAAAGCUUGAAAUAUCGCGAAUGAAAGACGCAGACGAUGCAGACAAGCCAAUAUGUAAGCCGCAUCCUACCAUCUGUAAGGAGGUUUUGGAUAUUUUAAAGCAACACCUAGAUGAGGUAUAUCCGUCUAAGAAAGUUGUCGGCUAUACUCUGAACAUACUUUGCUUCGUCUGUUUAAAGUCGGAGGAACCACAUUUCCAGGAUCUUGAAAAGUGCUUAAAGAAGAAGAAAAUGAAUUGCAAAAAAACAGGUGAACGUACAGUGAAGUCAACAGCUGAAGUACAGAGCCUGUUUGAAGCAGGUGGUUCUGUUGUACACCCAGUACAGUCAACUGAGCUUAUGACCUCUGAUAAAACAGGUCAACAAGUGACAAUGGAAACAGAUGAUGUACAUAAUACAUGUGCAGAAGAAUUGUCAAACUUCAGUGUGCUGAAAGCUGUUGUUUCAAGCUGGUAUGAUCGCCACCGAAGUCUUUCUAUGCUGAAAGUGUUGUUCAGAGACAAGGUGGACAAUCACAAGCUAUCACAAGUAAAUAAGACGAUGAACUUGCUCAAUAAUUUGAUUACACAUGAUCAUCUGAGUUCACGAAAUCUUGGACUCCUGUGUGAUACUAUUAGAGUAACCAAACAUUUAGGUCUUUUAAAGGAGAUUAAAGAAAAACUACCAUCAUUUCCGGAUGUGAGGGAAGGAAACAUUUCAACAAAAUUCACACCUCACAGACAAAAGCUAAUGGAAUUUGGAAUGGUACUGACCCCAUCCGAUGUGACGCAGAUCGAUGAGUUGUAUAAUACACCUCCUAAGGACUAUACAGACGGCUGGGAAAUGAUCACUGAUCUUGAAGACAGACUCAUAAUCAUGGAAGGAAAUAUGAAUAAAUUCAUUGAAUUGUUGAAAAUCCUAAAUCUCCGUCUGGCCAUGGACGCACUAACAACAUGAAGGUUGAUCAAAAUGGAAUUAUAACCAUGCUGAAAUUAUUGUACAAUGACGUUGAUCCGCUAGGCUCCACGACCACGUUGGACUUGUUGAAGUUAUUGAACCGCAAUGAAAGUCUAAAGUCGACUGACUUUAAAAUCCUACUGGAUAACAUUAUUGUUACUGAUACAAUGUUGUGAAGGGAAAGUCAGUGAUCUACUGUGUAAGGCUUUCCACGAAACCACUGUGACGUCAUUCUCAGUUCAUCGACAGAAUCUGAUCAAACUCGGUCGAGUAAUUUCAGAGGAUGACGUUAAGACGCAGGGUGGACUCUACGAUUUACCACCGAGUCGAUACAAAGACCAGUGGACACUGAUAUUGAAUCUGGAGAUGAGAGUAAUUCGUAGAAAUCAAAUGAAGUCAUUCAUUGAUGAUCUAAAUGAAAUUGGACUGAAUCAUGCAGCUACACAAUUAGAAAAAGAAUUAGAAUUUAUGACGACACCCAUGACGACAUCUAUGAUGUCAUCUAUGAUGACAUCUAUGACGACUGAAUGAAUGAAAAAGCGCAAUGUACAUCUCAUGGUCAGGCAAGGAGAUAAAUAUUGAACCGAACUCGGAAAAAUCUACUAAUAAUUAGACAAAACAAACAACUAUUAACUAUUAUUAUAGUAUUGUACACUUGUAUAUUUUCUCUAAAAUUAUUAUUCGAAAAACUGAUUAUGUUCGACAAAUAUCUCAAUAUGUUGUAAUAUAUAUAUACAUAUAUAUAUAUAUAUAUAUAUAUAUGUAUAUAUAUAUAUAUAUAUUAUUGUUGUAUAUAUAGUGAAAAACAAAGAUAAAAUCCUCUGUUGCCUAAAUGGUAUGACGCUUGACGAAAUCGCGAGAGAUUGUUGGUUCGAAUCAUCCCAUGAGGGACUUUUUUAAAUAUUACUACCAUAAUAAUAAGGAAUUUUCGUUGGUAAACUAUGUUUUAUAUGAUAUUAUCAUGUUUCUAUUUAUUUGAGCACUGUAUUAGGCUAUUUUCUAUUUGAUUUAUACAUUAUUUGUGUUCCCAGUGCUAAGCAGCAACUUGAUUGAAUAUGAUUUACCAGCUGCUACUAAGCUAUUAAAUAGUUUUAAAAAAUUGCUAGCCUAUGUGUGAGCCCUCAAGUUGUAUGAAAAGAUCUUUGAUAAAUACAUAGGCCUAUAUGCGUAAUAAAAACAGAGAUUAAAAUGAUUUCUUGCUUCAAACAAGGUGUCCAUUCGUAGAAGUCUUAUGAAGAUAAGCAUAUCCAAGUGAUAACUUUGACUUUAAAUUAACAUAGAUAGAAAUAUGUUAAAUACAGACACAAUGUACCGUGUAAAAUUUUAAUAAAAAUAUGAUGUAAUUAAGUAAUCUGUUAAUUAUUAAAGAAUAUAGGAAUAUUUACCGGAAAUAAAUAAUAAUAAUAAUAAUUGUGAUUAUUGUUCCACGUUUUUGUAGCAAUUUUGGACACUAUUGAUCAGAGGUUUUAAGCUUAAAAGGUGUUAAGCCUGCACGUUUCGUAAUUCGACAUCGAAUCCACAUAAAUAUUAGUCAAGGUAACAGCUAAUUAUAAUUGGAGCCAGAGUAAUUGGAGCCAGAGUAAGAAAACAAAAAUAAAUUUAAAACAUAAGUUGUAAGAAGUACAGUAAAACCAAAUUUAGUUCUUUAAAAGCUGACAUAAUUGCUGACUAUAAUAGUUUUGCAUAUUUAUUGAUUCAAGAGAUUCAUUGCACAUUUCUCAUAGAGUAUGGGAUGAAUGAGUUCAGAUAUCUGCUUGUUCUGUAUUUGUGGCACAUUAAGUCUCUUUCCAGAACGCAACCAGCUAUAAUUAUCGAAUAAAAGAUUAGUUUUUAUACAUUAUUA